UUUCUCGUUUCUUCAUUUCCAUUUCAUCUCCCUCUCUCUUUCAUUCUCUUCUUCACGCAAUUUCAUUUCUUCAUCCCAAACACUCCGCAUCUCAGACUCACCGUUUUCCAGAACCAAACCCUAACUCCAUUUCUUCAUCGCACUCUUCCAAUCGCUGAUUUCGCCAUGGAUCUUCUCCGAUUCGCGCCUUGAUCGCACCGUGUUUCCUCCGAUUCUUCACCAUGUUCGAAGCUCACGUUUUGCAUUUGCUUCGGAAAUAUUUGGGUGAAUAUGUACAUGGACUCUCUACGGAGGCGUUGAGAAUCAGUGUCUGGAAAGGUGAUGUUGUCCUUAAAGAUUUGAAGCUGAAAGCAGAGGCACUAAAUGCACUGAAGCUCCCUGUUACUGUCAAAGCUGGCUUUGUUGGUACCAUUACAUUAAAGGUUCCUUGGAAAAGUUUGGGUAAAGAACCUGUGAUUGUUCUAAUCGAUCGUGUGUUUGUUCUUGCUCAUCCUGCUCCAGAUAGUCGGACAAUGAAGGAUGAGGAUAGGGAAAAACUUUUUCAAGACAAGCUCCAACAUAUUGAGGAAGCGGAGUCAGCAACACUUGAUGCAAUAUCUAAGUCUAAGUUGGGAAGUUCAUCUUCUGGAAAUUCGUGGCUGAGUUCUCUAAUAUCUACAAUUAUUGGAAAUCUAAAGAUAUCGAUCAGCAACGUGCAUAUCAGAUAUGAAGAUUCAGUCAGUAAUCCAGGCCAUCCAUUUUCUUCAGGUUUGACUUUGGCCAAGCUUGCUGCUGUUACAAUGGAUGAACAGGGGAAUGAAACUUUUGAUACCAGUGGGGCGUUGGAUAGAUUGAGGAAGUCAGUUCACCUUGAGAGGCUAGCUUUUUAUCACGAUUCUAAUCGGCUUCCUUGGGAGAUUGAUAAAAGAUGGGAGGAUAUCAGUCCACAUGAAUGGAUUGAGAUAUUUGAAGAUGGCAUAAACGAGCCUACUGGUGAUCAUAAGUUGGUGUCUAAGUGGGCUAUGAACCGCACAUACUUGGUUUAUCCUAUCAAUGCAGUACUACAGUAUCAUCGUCUUGGAAACCAAGAAAGAACUGAUCCAGAAAUUCCAUUUGAGAAAGCUUCACUUGUCCUGACAGAUGUCUCUCUUACUCUUACUGAGGCUCAGUAUUAUGAUUGGAUUAAACUUUUGGAAGCUGUUUCAAGAUACAAGACAUAUAUGGAGGUUUCUCAUUUACGUCCUACAGUUCCCAUCUCAAAGGCUCCUUAUUUGUGGUGGCAAUAUGCUGCUCAGGCUUCUCUCCAGCAGCAGAAGAUGUGCUACCGUUUAUCAUGGGACCAAAUUCGGAAUCUAUGUCAGCUUCGGCGGCGAUACAUUCAGUUGUAUGUGGCAUCUCUUCAGCAUUCAUCAGACAAUAACCACACGGAAUUGAGAGAAAUAGAGAAGGAUCUUGAUUCGAAAGUGAUUCUUCUAUGGAGGCUCUUAGCUCAUGCCAAGGUUGAAUCUGUGAAAUCAAAGGUAGCUGCUGAAGAAAGGAAGAUCAAGAAAAAGAGCUGGUUUUCAUUUAGAUGGCAUGCUGACACAGAAGAAACCUCUUUGGAUGAUGUUUCUGAGGAGCAACAGGUUACAGAAGAACGGUUGACUAAAGAGGAAUGGCAUGCAAUCAAUAAGCUACUAAGUUACCAACCUGCGGAGGAGUUGAUGCUACGAUCUGCAAAGGAUAUGCAGAAUAUGUUCCAGUUUCUGGUAACUGUAUCUAUUGGUCAGGCUGCUCUCAGGAUUAUCAGUGUGAAUCAGGUGGAAAUCGUCUGUGGUCGAUUUGAGCAGCUUCAUGUGUCUACCAAGUUCAAGCAUCGUAGUGUUUACUGUGAUGUGUUACUAAAAUUUUAUGGUCUAUCUGCUCCUGAAGGUUCACUUACACAGAGUGUCUAUAGUGAGCAAAAGGUAAAUGCAUUAGUGGCUAGUUUUGUCCACUUGCCGAUCGGAGAGAAUAUUGACUGGAGAUUGUCAGCUACAAUUGCUCCCUGCCAUGUGACGGUUUUGAUGGAAAGUAUUAAUCGUGUCUUAGAGUUUUUGAAGCGAAGUAAGGCAGUUAGUCCUACUGUUGCAUUGGAAACAGCUACUGCCUUGCAGUUGAAGUUUGAGGAAGUGACUCGAAGAGCACAGGAGCAAUUUCAAAUGGUUUUGGAGGAACAAAGCAGAUUUGCAUUUGAUAUUGAUCUUGAUGCUCCAAAAGUUAGAGUUCCUCUCAGAACUAGUGGUUCAGAAAGAUGUGACAGUCAUUUUCUUUUGGAUUUUGGUCACUUUACACUACACACUGCGGAAAGCCAGUCUGAUGAUCAGAGGCAGAAUCUUUAUUCUCGGUUUUACAUAUCUGGACGAGAUAUUGCUGCUUUUUUUACAGACUGUGGCUCUGAUUCCGGUAGUUGCAGUUUGGUUGAGCCUAAUUAUGAUGGUCAAAUAAUGAACUCACCCAUUACCAAAGAAGAUGAAAAUGUCUAUUCUCUCAUUGAUAGGUGUGGAAUGGCAGUACUUGUUAAUCAGAUUAAGGUGCCGCAUCCAAAUUAUCCAUCCACUCUUAUUUCUAUUCAAGUGCCAAACCUCUGGAUCCACUUUUCCCCGGAGAGAUAUUUUAGAAUCAUGGAACUGCUGAACAUAUUGUACGAGACAAUGGAAACUUGUAGUCAGCCGACAGCUGAUAGUUGCCAAUCUAAACUUGCUCCUUGGAGUCCUGCUGAUCUUGCCACUGAUGGUAGAAUCCUAGUUUGGAAGGGAAUUGGCAAUUCGGUUGCUACAUGGCAUCCUUGUUUCCUGGUGCUUUCAGGAUCGUAUCUUUAUAUGUUUGAGUCAGCGAAGUCUCAGAGUUACCAGCGAUAUCUAAGCAUGGCUGGUAGGCAAAUACUUGAUGUUCCCCCAACAAAUAUUGGUGGUUCCCCAUUUUGUAUUGCUGUUAGCACCAGGGGAAUGGACAUUCAGAAGGCUCUGGAAUCUUCUACCACCUGGAUCUUAGAUUUUCGAGAUGAUGAGGAGAAGUGUAGCUGGUUUAAAGGACUUAUACAAGCCACCUAUCAAGCUUCUACUCUCCUAUCAGUUGAUGUUCUUGGUAACUCAGAGGGUGAUGCUGCUCCCUUCAAUGUUCUCAAUACCACAACUUCAAAACCAGCUGACAUUGUUAUAAAUGGCGCAUUGGUGGAAUUCAAGCUGUUUAUAUAUGGAAAGGCCGGAGACAGCAUUGAUGGAGAACUUGAUGAGACUCUCCUUCUUGAAGUUGUUGCGGAUGGGGGAAAGGUGCAUGUAAUUCUUGCAGGUGGUGAUCUAACAGUGAAGAUGAAGUUGCAUUCUUUAAAAAUUAAGGAUGAACUUCAGGGGCGACUAUCUGUAGCUCCAAGUUAUCUUGCAGUUUCAGUCUUGAAGAAUGAAACUUUAUCUUCUUCCUCUGGCUCAUUUGAUUCCCAUGGGAAAGACAUGUCUCUUGGACUUCCUGAUGAUGAUGAUAGCUUUAUGGAUGCAUUAUCUGAGUUCAUGUCUCAAACAGAUGUAGGAUAUUUACAUAAUAUGGAUUUAGAUCAGCAAGGACUGAUGGGGAUUGCUUCUGAUUUUGAGUCUUUAGAAAACUUAAUUCAUGAAAAGGAAAUUGAAAAGGGAAAGGGUACACCUCGUGAGGUAUAUUAUGAGGCAGAGGGAAGUGAUACUUCAAAUUUUGUAUCCCUCUCCUUUUCAACAAGGAGUUCUGGCUCACCUGAUUACAAUGGUAUAGACACCCAGAUGUGUGUUCGGAUGUCCAAGCUAGAAUUUUUCUGCAACCGGCCCACUAUUGUUGCUUUGAUAAGCUUUGGCCUGGAUAUAAGCUCUGGAAAUAAGAUGACAAGUCAUACUUCGGAAACUUCUCCUGAGAGACCAUCGGUGAAGGAGAGGACUGAUGAAAAGGGCCGCGUUAAAGGAUUAUUAGGAUUUGGUAAAGAACGUGUAGUAUUUUAUUUAAACAUGAAUGUGGACAGUGUAACAAUUUUUCUUAACAAGGAGGAUGAUUCUCAACUUGCCAAGUUAGUGCAAGAAAGUUUCUUAAUGGAUCUUAAGGUUCACCCAAGUUCUCUCUCCAUUGAUGGGACAUUAGGCAAUUUUAGGCUCUGUGAUACAUCCCUUGGAACCGAUCAAUGUUGGGAUUGGCUUUGUGACAUACGCAAUCCUGGUGUUGACUCCCUUAUUAAGUUCAAAUUUAAUUCUUAUAGUGCUGAAGAUGAUGACUAUGAAGGGUACGACUAUAGCUUGCAAGGUCAACUUUCAGCUGUUCGCAUUGUUUUCCUCUAUAGAUUUGUGCAAGAGAUAAUGGUGUACUUUAUGGAAUUGGCCUCCCCUCAUACUGAAGAAGCAAUCAAACUUGUUGAUAAGGUUGGAGGAUUUGAAUGGUUGAUUCAAAAAUAUGAAAUAGAUGGAGCUACAUCACUCAAGCUUGAUCUUGCUCUAGAAACUCCAAUUAUCGUAGUUCCAAGGAAUUCGAUGAGCAAAGAUUUUAUACAACUUGAUCUGGGAAAGCUACAGAUUAAAAAUGAAUUCAGUUGGUAUGGAUCCCGGGAAGAAGAUCCGUCAGCUGUGCAUAUUGAUCUUCUUCAUGCUCAGAUUUUGGGUAUUAACAUGUCUGUCGGCAUUGAUGGUUUUCUUGGAAAACCGAUGAUACGGGAAGGUCAAGGUCUUGAUAUUUUUGUUCGUCGAAGCUUGAGGGAUGUUUUCCGGAAAGUCCCAACUUUUUCACUUGAAGUGAAGGUGGAUCUAUUGCAUGGUAUAAUCUCUGAUAAAGAAUAUAAGGUGAUUUUGGACUGCACAUACAUGAAUUUAUCAGAAGAACCAAGGCUUCCUGCAAGUUUUCGUGGCGGAAAAUCUGGUUCAAGAGAUACUAUUAGGCUUCUGGUUGAUAAGGUUAACUUAAACAGUCAAAAUCUGUUGUCACAAACAGUUACAAUUGUAACUGUUGUGGUGAACCAUGCCUUGCUGGAGCUUUGUAAUGGCACUGACGGGGAGUCUCCAUUGGCUCAUAUUGCCCUGGAAGGUCUUUGGGUUUCAUAUCGUAUGACUUCUUUAUCAGAGACAGACCUCUUUGUGACAAUACCCAAAUUUUCUAUACUUGAUGUUCGCCCUGAUACAAAACCUGAAAUGCGUCUGAUGCUUGGAUCAUCUACUGAUGCUUCAAAACAAGCAGUUACUGGAAAAGUUCCCUUUUCAUUUAACCCGGGUAGCUUUAGAAGGACAACUAGUGAAGCUGGAAUUGAUGAUAUGCCCAUUUCAACUAUGUUCUUGAUGGACUACAGGUGGAGGAUGUCAUCCCAAUCAUUUGUGAUUCGUUUGCAGCAACCUCGAGUUCUUGUGGUACCAGAUUUUCUUCUUGCAGUAACUGAGUUUUUUGUCCCUGCUCUGGGAGCACUAACUGGAAGAGAGGAAACAAUGGAUCCAAAGAAUGAUCCUAUUAACAGAAACGUUAGCAUAGUGCUGAUGGAAUCAGUUUACAAGCAGAAAGAUGAUGUGAUGCACCUUUCCCCAUCUAGGCAGCUAGUUGCAGAUUGUGUAGGCAUUGACGAAUAUACAUAUGACGGUUGUGGAAAGGUUAUUUGUUUAUCUGUUGAAACAGAUGCAAAAGAAGUCCGCGGCACAAGGUUUAGACCAAUAAUAGUCAUUGGACGUGGCAAAAGAUUGCGAUUUGUUAAUGUUAAAAUUGAGAAUGGCUCUCUUCUAAGGAAGUAUACGUACCUGAAUAAUGAUAGCAGUUACUCAAUCACUAUUGAGGAUGGUGUUGAAAUUGUGGCUCCAUGCAAUCUGACAUCUGGUGAUGAAAAAAGCCUUGACAACUUGAAUCAAACAUCGGGAACUACUAUAUAUUCUCAAUAUGAAUCAAAUGGAACUCAAAGUUUUACCCUUGAAACCCAGGUUGUUUCUUCUGAAUUCACCUUCUAUGAUGGUUCUAAGUCAUUUCUCGACGAUUCAUCUUAUGGCGAGAAGCUUGUUCGUGCGAAGUUGGACAUGAGCUUCAUGUAUGCCUCCAAGGAGAAGGACACUUGGAUUAGAGCCCUGUUGAAGGAUUUUACAGUUGAGGCUGGUUCUGGUCUUGUCAUUCUUGAUCCUGUGGAUAUAUCAGGGGGAUAUACUUCUGUGAAAGACAAAACAAGUAUAUCUUUGAUAUCAACGGAUAUCUGUAUUCAUCUCUCACUUAGUGCUGCUUCUCUCAUUCUAAAUCUGCAAAGCCAAGCAUCUGCUGCCUUAAAUUUUGGAAAUGCAAAUCCACUUGUUCAGUGUACCAACUUCGACCGAAUUUGGGUAUCUGAAAAAGAGUCUGGUUCCAAUAACAAUAUUACCUUUUGGAGGCCUCAAGCUCCUGCAAAUUAUGUCAUAUUAGGAGAUUGUGUGACAUCAAGGCCAAUUCCUCCUUCACAGGCAGUAAUGGCUGUAAGCAAUACAUACGGCCGUGUAAGGAAGCCAGUUGAUUUCCAUCUUAUUGGAUCAUUCCUGAAUAUCCAAGGGCAUGGCGGAAAUGAAGGUCAAUCUAUUACUGACAAUGAUUGUUCUCUUUGGAUGCCCAUUGCGCCCCCAGGGUACACAGCUCUAGGCUGUGUAGCCCAUGUUGGGAGCCAACCGCCCCCAAAUCAUGUUGUUCAUUGCUUACGUUCUGAUCUUGUAACAUCAGCAAAAUAUUCAGACUGCUUAUUUAAUAUCACAUCAAAUAAUCAAUUUACUUCUGGAUUUAGCAUAUGGCGCCUUGACAAUGCUGUUGGCUCUUUUUUUGCACAUUCUUCAAUCGGUUUCCCUCUCAAAAACAAAUGCUAUGACUUGAAUCAUCUGCUUGUCUGGAGUUCAAAUCGCGGUCCUCUGAUAAGUCCAAUAUCAGAUUUUAAUUCCGAUCGUGAAAAUAAUAAUCAGCAGACAAGCGCAAAUGUAAAUACAUCUGGAUGGGAGAUUCUCAAGUCCAUUUCGAAAGCAACUAACUUCUACAUGUCUACACCAAACUUUGAAAGGAUUUGGUGGGACAAAGGCAGCGACCUCCGGCGUCCAGUCUCCAUUUGGCGACCCAUUGCGCGUCGUGGUUAUGCUGUCUUGGGUGAUUGCAUUACUGAAGGCCUUGAACCACCUGCACUGGGAAUAAUCUUCAAGAAUGACAAUCCUGAUAUCUCUUCAAAACCUGUUCAGUUUACCAAAGUUUCCCAUAUUGUGGGGAAAGGAGUUGAAGAAGUUUUCUUCUGGUUUCCUAUAGCUCCUCCUGGUUAUGUUUCUCUAGGAUGUGUUGUCUCCAGAACAGAUGAAGCACCACAUGCAGAUUUGUUUUGCUGCCCAAGGAUGGAUCUUGUUAGCCAAGGUAACAUUCAUGAGGUGCCUCUUUCAAGAUCUUCAAGCUCAAGGGCUCCUCAAUCCUGGAGUAUAUGGAAAGUAGAAAAUCAGGCAUGCACCUUUCUGGCUCGUUCUGACCUUAAAAAGCCAUCUAGUCGGUUGGCUUACAUAAUUGGUGAUUCAGUGAAGCCCAAGACUCGGGAAAACAUAAAUGCUGAGCUGAAGCUGCGAUAUUUUUCCCUAACUAUGUUGGACAGCUUAUGUGGAAUGAUGAGACCCUUGUUUGACACUACAAUUACCAAUAUUAAGCUUGCAACUCAUGGUGGACUAGAUGGGAUGAAUGCUGUACUUAUUUCCUCAAUUGUUGCAUCAACCUUCAAUGCACAAUUAGAGGCAUGGGAGCCCCUUGUGGAGCCAUUUGAUGGAAUAUUUAAGUUUGAAACUUUUGAUACCAAUGAACAAUCGCCAUUAGGACUUGGGAAGAGAAUUCGAAUUUCAGCAACUAGCAUCUUGAAUGUCAAUAUCAGCGCAGCAAAUCUUGAAUCCUCUGUGGGAAGCAUCCUUUCGUGGAGAAGACAGUUGGAGCUUGAACAGAAAGCAUCCAAGCUAAAUGCGGAGGGUUGUGGUCAACAAAUCACAGGAGAAAAUACAACUUUUUCUGCACUAGAUGAGGAUGACUUGCAGACUGUUAUAGUAGAAAAUAGACUUGGAUGCGAUGUUUUUGUUAAAAAAGUUGAGCAUGAUAUAGAUACUGUUGACAAGCUACACCAUGGUGAUUGUGCUUCUGUGUGGAUUCCACCUCCAAGAUUUUCAAAUAGGUUAAAUGUUGCUCAUGAAUCUAGGGAAGCUCGUUAUUAUGUGGCUGUACAGAUACUUGAAGCCAAGGGUCUUCCCAUCAUUGAUGAUGGUAACAGCCAUAACUUCUUCUGUGCUUUGCGCCUUGUUGUUGACAGUCAGGCAUCAGAGCAGCAAAAACUUUUUCCCCAGAGUGCAAGAACAAAGUGUGUGAAACCUGUAAUAUCAAGAAUUAAUAGUUUGGAUGAAGGCAGAGUAAAGUGGAAUGAACUUUUCAUAUUUGAAGUUCCCAGAAAGGCCCCUUCUAAAUUGGAAAUAGAGGUUACAAAUCUUGCUGCAAAAGCUGGAAAAGGGGAUGUUGUGGGUGCACUUUCAUUUUCUGUUGGACAUGGUGCAAAUAUUCUUAAGAAGGUUGCUUCAGUGAGAAUGUUUCAUCAACCUUAUGAUAAUCAGAGUAUUAGAUCGUAUCCACUAAGUAGAAUGACUCAACAAAGCAAUGUUGAAGCCAUGCAUGAUGGAUGCCUCAUUAUUUCAACUUCUUAUUUUGAAAGAAACACAAUUGCUAACCUUCAAAAAGAUAUGGAAAGUGAUAAUGUUGGUGAUCGAGAUAUAGGUUUGUGGGUGGGGCUUGGUCCAGAGUGUGAAUGGGAGAGUAUUCGAUCUUUGCUCCCACUUUCUGUUGUUCCAAUAUCAUUACAGAAUGAAUAUAUUGGUAUGGAAGUUGUGAUGAAAAAUGGAAAGAAGCAUGUAAUUUUCAGGGGUCUUGUUACAGUUGUGAACGACUCAGAUGUUAUGUUGAAUAUUUUGACAUGUCACACAUCUCAUGGCCAUGAUCCCUCACUUGGAGCAAAUGGUUCUAAUACUGCAGUUGAAGAAGUCUUUCAAAAUCAGUAUUAUCAUCCGUCAUCUGGUUGGGGUAGCAAUGGGUCAGCUAUGCACCAUGAUAAUCCUGGACACUGGAGCACAAGGGACUUUUCACAUUCAUCUAAGGACUUCUUUGAACCUCCACUUCCUCCUGGGUGGAAAUGGGCUUCAGGUUGGUCCAUAGAUAAGUUUCAGUAUGUUGACAAGGAAGGCUGGGCAUAUGGGCCUGACAUUAAAAAUUUUAGAUGGCCUCCUACUUCAUCAAAGUUUUCAACAAAAUCAGCCUCUGAUGUUGUGCGUCGACGGCGUUGGAUUCGUACUAGACAAACCGUUUCUGAGCAAGGUAUGGAAUGCUUGCAUAGUGGAGCAAGUACUGUGCAGCCUGGAGCUUCUGCUGUUUUAUCUUGGAGAAGUACAUUCAAGGGCUCUGACCAAUGUUUGCAAGUUCAACCUAAUUUUCAUAAUUCUCAGCUCAAAUACUCAUGGGGUCAGGUGGUUGCUGUUGGUUCAAGUUAUAUAUAUAGCAAAGAUCAGUUAUUAGAUCAAAGUUCUAGACAAACUUCUGUGACACCCAAUCGUUUUUUGAAGCUAAAUGAACUUGAGAAAAAGGAUAUACUUCUACGCUGCAAUCCUAGUAGUGGAAGUAAACAGUUUUGGUUUAGUGUGGGUACAGAUGCUGCAGUUCUUAAUACUGAACUAAAUAUACCUGUAUAUGAUUGGAGAAUAUCAAUUAAUUCUCCUAUGAAAUUGGAGAACCGGCUUCCUUGUCCUGCUGAAUUUUCAAUAUCGGAGAAAACAAAGGGAGGAAAUUGUGUUGAGCGGCAUCAUGGCGUCAUGUCUUCUCGUCAGAGUGUGCAUAUCUAUUCAGCUGAUAUUCAAAAACCUUUGUAUCUUACUUUAUUUGUGCAGGGUGGCUGGAUUAUGGAAAAGGACCCAAUUCUUAUACUGGAUCCUUCUUUCUCAAAUCACGUCUCAUCCUUCUGGAUGGUUCACCGGCAAAGUAAAAGGAAACUGCGUGUGAGCAUUGAACAUGAUGUGGGCGGGACAAGUGCUGCACCAAAAACCUGUAGACUCUUUGUCCCUUAUUGGAUUGUCAAUGAUUCUUCUCUAGCAUUGGCAUAUCGUUUAGUGGAAGUGGAACCUUCGGAAAAUGCAGAGGUGGAUUCUGUCCCUCUCUCUAGGGCAGUGAAGUCUGCCAAGACAGCUUUGAAAAGUCCCAUUAGCUCAAUGGAUAGAAGGCGUUCUAGUUCAAGGAAAAACCUACAAGUGCUUGAAGUUAUUGAAGAUAACAGCCCUUUUCCUAGCAUGCUUUCUCCACAAGAUUAUGCCGGUCGUAGUGGAGUUACAAUGUUCCAAUCUCAGAAAGAUACAUUCUUCUCUCCUAGGCUUGGCAUUUCUGUUUCUAUGCGCCAAUCUGAAGUUUAUAGCUCUGGAAUUUCUCUGCAUGAACUGGAAAACAAGGAACGUAUUGAUGUCAAGGCUUUCAAUUCUGAUGGAUCUUAUUACAAGCUUUCAGCAGUGUUGAACAUGACUUCAGACAGAACAAAGGUGGUCCAUUUCCAGCCACACACAAUGUUCGUCAAUAGGGUUGGAUGUAGUCUCUGCCUACAGCAAUGUGAUACUCAGUCUUCUGUGUGGAUCCAACCCACUGAUCCUCCAAAACCCUUUGGGUGGCAGUCAUCAGCUAAAGUUGAACUUUUGAAGUUGCGUAUUGAUGGAUACAAAUGGAGUACACCAUUUAGCGUAAGCUAUGAAGGUGUAAUGCGCCUUAUGCUGAAAAAAGAUAGUGGAGAUGAACCAAUGCUAUUAAGGGUAGCAGUAAGAAGUGGUGCCAAGAGAUCACGCUUUGAAGUUAUUUUUCGUCCAGAUUCAUUGUCAAGUCCUUACAGGAUUGAAAAUCGCUCCAUGUUCUUGCCCGUUCGCUUUCGUCAAGUUGAUGGUAUCGGUGAUUCUUGGCAGCUGCUUCUUCCGAAUUCUGCUGCUUCAUUUCUAUGGGAAGAUCUUGGUAGAAGACGUAUAUUGGAACUCUUUGUAGAUGGAACUGACCCGGUGAAAUCACUCAAGUAUGAUAUUGAUGAAAUUUCUGAUCACCAGCCCAUUCAUGUAGCAGAUGGGCCAACCAGAGCCUUGCGUGUUACUAUUGUAAAGGAAGAGAGAGCCAAUGUUGUGAAGAUCAGUGAUUGGAUGCCUGAAACUGAACCUACCGGUGUUCUGAGCCGAAGACAAUCAUCACCAAUUGUUCACUCUCAAAAGCAACAAUUGAUGUCAAUUACAGAUUGUGAAUUCCACAUCAAUUUUGAUCUUGCUGAGCUUGGGAUAUCUAUUACUGAUCAUACACCUGAGGAAAUUUUGUACCUGUCUGUUCAGAAUCUUGUUCUGGCGUAUUCAACUGGUUUGGGCUCCGGAAUCAGUAGAUUUAAACUUAGAAUGUCUGGGCUACAAGUGGACAAUCAACUGCCAUUAACUCCUAUGCCAGUUCUCUUCAGGCCUCAGAGAGUGUCAGAAACUGAUUAUAUCCUGAAAUGUUCUGUUACAAUGCAGUCAAAUGGAUCACUGGAUCUUUGUGUCUAUCCAUAUAUUGGUCUUCAUGGGCCAGAAAAUUCCACUGCCUUUUUGAUAAACAUUCAUGAACCUAUUAUUUGGCACCUUCAUGAAAUGAUCCAGAAGGUGAAGCUCAGUAGGCUGUAUGAUUCUCAAACAACUGCUGCAUCAGUUGAUCCAAUCAUUCAAAUUGGUGUCCUUAAUAUUUCGGAAGUUCGAUUCAAAGUGUCAAUGGCGAUGUCACCAAGUCAAAGACCAAGGGGUGUGCUUGGGUUCUGGGCAUCCUUAAUGACUGCAUUGGGUAACACAGAAAAUAUGCCAGUUAGGAUAAACCAGAGGUUUAAUGAGAACAUAUGCAUGAGGCAGAGUUCUAUGAUUAGCAUGGCUAUCUCAAAUAUCCGAAGGGAUCUUCUAGGCCAACCACUUCAGCUGCUCUCAGGUGUUGAUAUAUUGGGUAAUGCAAGUAGUGCACUUGGACAUAUGAGUAAAGGUGUAGCUGCAUUGUCUAUGGAUAAGAAGUUCAUUCAAAGUCGGCAAAGACAGGAAAGCAAAGGUGUGGAGGAUUUUGGUGAUGUUAUAAGAGAGGGAGGGGGAGCAUUUGCUAAAGGUUUAUUCAGAGGGGUAACUGGCAUUUUGACAAAGCCUCUUGAAGGAGCUAAAACGUCUGGUGUUGAGGGUUUUGUUCAGGGUGUUGGGAAGGGUAUUAUUGGUGCAGCUGCACAACCAGUGAGUGGAGUUCUAGAUCUUCUGUCAAAAACGACUGAAGGCGCUAAUGCUAUGAGAAUGAAAAUAGCAUCUGCUAUAACAUCUGAAGAACAACUUCUCCGGAGGAGGCUACCUCGUGUUAUAAGUGGUGACAAUUUGCUUCAACUAUAUGAUGAGUACAAAGCCCAAGGACAGGUCAUACUACAGUUGGCAGAAUCAGGUUCAUUUUUUGGCCAGGUUGAUCUAUUCAAAGUUCGUGGAAAGUUUGCCUUAUCAGAUGCUUAUGAAGAUCACUUCAUGCUUCCAAAGGGGAAAAUCCUCAUGGUCACGCAUAGAAGAGUCAUUCUAUUGCAACAACCAUCCAAUAUUAUUGCUCAAAGGAAGUUCAGCCCUGCAAGAGAUCCAUGUUCAAUACUGUGGGAUAUACUGUGGGAUGACUUUGGUACAAUGGAACUGACACAUGGAAAAAAAGAGAACCCAAAAGCUCCCCCUUCGCGGCUCAUUUUAUAUUCGCAGUCUAGAUCAUUGGAUGUGAAAGAAAACACUCGCAUCAUAAAAUGUAGCCCUGAAACACAUCAAGCUCUUAAAGUUUACUCUGCAAUUGACCACGCAGUGAACACUUAUGGCCCUGGCGCAUCAAAGGGAAUACUAAAAAAUAAAGUGACAAAGCCAUAUUCACCACUUGUUGAUGGCCGUAAUGAUGAUUUAACACUGAACGAAGAUGUUUGCUCCUGGUCCUCCCAACUUAUGCCUGGAUCAGCUCCUCUCCCUUCAAGUUUUGGAAGCAGUGCUGACCAUUAGGUUUUACUAUACAUUGUUCAUCACAUAUUGCAUUACUCAGUCUGUCCGAUCUCAUUCACACCGACAUCGGCAUUCAAAGCCUUAUCCCACCAGGUGAAGUCGGCUAUAUAGAUCAAUGAUCCAUGUUAAAGAUAUCGGGCAGUUACACUACAGUUUGGAAGUAUCCCGUUUGGAUUUUCCUCACUGCCAUAUCAGGAGGAUUGAGGUGGUAGGCUUGGUUUCUAAAACCAUAUACCUGUCAUCCAAUGAAUGUUAGCCUGAGGGAACUGGUGCAAACCCUAUGAAUUGCUAUGAGGCACUGGGGAGGAGGCAAUACGGUUUUUCUUAGAGCAUCAUGUCCAAUAGUGCUUGUACAAAAUUGAAGGAAAUUGUUUUCGAUGUACAUAUACAAAACCACACAGCUCAGAUAGGACCAUACUUGUCCUCGUUACACCCUGUAUGGGAUUACGAUCUGAAUUGUUUUCCUCCAUUUGAGGAAGCAUUUUUGUAAUUCUGCCUAUGCUCCGUUGUUAAUAAAUGUAAUAAGAAAUUCUAGCUUGAGAAACAGAGUAUAUAUGCAAUGCACAUGAGAGUGCGUUAGCAAGCGUUACACAUUAAUAUUUGUAAUAAAUUCAUUUCUUUUUUCACGAUAAA
Lotus japonicus is the source of this 13628-nucleotide messenger RNA. RefSeq lists its product as uncharacterized. NCBI's taxonomy places the organism in Eukaryota, Viridiplantae, Streptophyta, Magnoliopsida, Fabales, Fabaceae. The record is from RefSeq and is a predicted model, not a curated record. The transcript is spliced from 63 exons. The coding region runs from base 222 to 12995 and encodes 4257 amino acids.